Nasonia vitripennis (jewel wasp) is the source of this 769-nucleotide messenger RNA. It is a transcript of the gene Obp19a, whose product is annotated as general odorant-binding protein 72. Lineage: Eukaryota; Metazoa; Arthropoda; Insecta; Hymenoptera; Pteromalidae. Gene Ontology annotation, cellular component: extracellular region. Gene Ontology annotation, biological process: sensory perception of smell; olfactory behavior. The record is from RefSeq and is a predicted model, not a curated record. The transcript has 6 exons. The coding region runs from base 160 to 594 and encodes 144 amino acids. Gene Ontology annotation, molecular function: odorant binding; dibutyl phthalate binding.
GUUUCCUCAUUACUUACGGUAACUCGCGAACAUUAAUUUGUCUGCAUCCUGCGUAUAAAUGCGAAAAAUUAUCAAAACGAGCAUUUAUUCGUAAGACGUAUCAGCAGCGAAUGCGUCGCGCUUUUUGAAUUUCAAGACUUGGAAUUCACAAAAUACAAAAUGAGAUUAACAUUACAACUGAUAACUCUAGUAUCUUUAGUAGCCAUUUUCAAAACUACCGAAUCCAAAAUGACCAUGGACCAAAUCAAAAAUACUUUGAAACCAUUCAAAAACUCAUGUAUUAAGAAAAUUUCACCAGAUGUAGCAAUGGUGGAAGCAACCAAAUCUGGACAAUUCCCCGAAGACGCGACCUUGAUGUGCUUCUUAAAAUGUGUUUUGUCAAUGAUGAAAGUGAUGAAAAAUGGCGAAAUCCUAUUACCAUCAAUAAUGCAACAAAUAGAUAUUAUGAUGCCUGAUGAAUACGUCGAAACAAUGAAAGAAAUCUGUACCAAUUGUUACGAGAUGUCGCUGAAAGUUGAUGAUGCGUGUGAAAAGGCCUAUGUUUUUGUCAAAUGCUACUACAACACUAACAGCGAGCUGUACUUCUUCCCAUAAAAUUAAUAUCACCAGCAGCAGUGCGCGACUCUUUUGGAAAAUGCGAAAAACAGUUUAAUUGUACAAGUUGAUUCCUAUGUAAAUAAAUUAAUUUUUAUGUAAAUUUCUUGUAAAUUUUUAUGUAAAUUUUAUGUAGUUUCCAUGUUUUUACAAUCUAUAAAUGCUUUAUAACAGA